Messenger RNA from Cygnus atratus (black swan), 1644 nucleotides. It is a transcript of the gene CLIC6, whose product is annotated as chloride intracellular channel 6. Gene Ontology annotation, cellular component: plasma membrane. The coding region runs from base 1 to 1644 and encodes 547 amino acids. Lineage: Eukaryota; Metazoa; Chordata; Aves; Anseriformes; Anatidae. Gene Ontology annotation, molecular function: D2 dopamine receptor binding; D3 dopamine receptor binding; D4 dopamine receptor binding. The transcript has 6 exons. The record is from RefSeq and is a predicted model, not a curated record.
AUGGCUGAGAGCCCGGGGCAGCGGUCGGGGAGCGACCUCCCGCGGGCAGGAGGCGGCGAGGAAGGCGCAGCGGCGGCGGGGAAGCCGGAGCUGCCCCCCGAAGGGGCUGCGGAGCCCCCCGCUGGACCCCCGGGUGUCCCCCCCGACGGCGGGGCGGGACAGGAGCCGGCCGAGGCCGCGGAGCCCCCCGACGGCGGCUCCCCCGGGGGACGGGAGGAGAGCCCCGGCGAGGGGCGGCAGCAGCCGUCGGGGGUAGAGGAGCCGGAGCCCGUCGAGGACGGUGCUGCGCUGCCGGGGGGGGAACCGGAGGGCUCGGUGCUGGCCGAGGGGGCAGCGGAGGAGGCGGCCCCGCUGCGAACGGGCCUCGAAGAGGCGGCAGCGGCGGCCCCGUCGGGACCGGCCCCCGAGGAUGCGGUGCUGGAGGCUGAGGCUGCGGGAGCGGAGCCCGAGGAGGCGGCGGGGAGAGACCCGGGAGAGGAGGUGCAAGGGGGAGCCCCCCGCGGGGCAGCCCCCGAAGAGGCGGAGAGGGACGAGGCCCCGCUAGGGCCGGAGCCCGAGGACGCGGAGCGGGGGGAAGCCCCGUCGGGGGCGAGCCCCGAGGCGGCCGCAGAGGAGGCUCCGUCGGGGGCGAGCCCCGGGGAGGCUCCGGCCGGGAUCGAGGCGGCUCCCGAGAGCCCCGGGGAGCCGGAGGGCGCGGGGCCGGACGGCGAGGACGGAGCCGAGCCCCGGCCGGAGGCUGGGAGUGGAGCCGAGGCCCCGGGGGCGGCGGGGGCAGGAGCGGAGAGUGAGGCCCCGGGGGCAGGGGGAGGCGGCGCGGAGGCGGCGGGGCUGAGGCUGAACGGGGUGCGGGGCCGGGCGGAGGACGAGGAGGACGAGACGGGCUCGGCGGCAGCGCUGGAGCAGGAGGAAGAGGAGGAGGAGGAGAAGCAGGAGCACGACAUCUCCCUCUUCGUCAAGGCUGGCAGUGAUGGGGAAAGUAUUGGAAAUUGCCCAUUCUCUCAGCGUCUCUUUAUGAUCCUGUGGCUAAAGGGUGUCAUAUUUAAUGUCACAACUGUGGACUUGAAAAGGAAACCCGCCGACCUGCAGAACCUCGCCCCAGGGACGAACCCCCCUUUCAUGACGUUUGAUGGUGAAGUCAAAACUGAUGUCAAUAAGAUUGAGGAGUUCUUGGAAGAAAAGCUAGCACCACCCCGGUAUCCCAAACUUGCACCAAAACACCCCGAGUCUAACUCUGCAGGAAAUGAUGUGUUUGCAAAAUUCUCUGCCUUCAUAAAGAACCCAAGAAAAGAUGCUAAUGAAAAUUUGGAAAAAUCUUUGCUUAAGGCCCUGAGGAAGCUGGACAACUAUUUAAAUAGCCCCUUGCCCGAUGAAAUUGAUGCUUACAGCACUGAGGAGAUCACUGUUUCCAGCCGGAAAUUCCUGGAUGGAGAUGAGCUCACCUUAGCGGAUUGCAACCUCCUACCAAAGCUCCACAUAAUUAAGGUUGUUGCAAAGAAAUAUAGAAAUUUUGAUUUUCCACCUGAAAUGACAGGGAUUUCAAGAUACUUGAACAAUGCAUAUGCAAGAGAUGAAUUUACAAACACUUGUCCUGCGGAUCAAGAAAUUGAGUAUGCAUAUUUGGAUGUUGCAAAGAGAAUGAAGUAA